AUGGGCAACGAGCUCCGCGUCCUCCCUGCUGGUGCAGGCUAUGGAAUCGUCAUCGGCAUUGGCGGAGUAUUUGCCCUCUUUAUGCUAAGCCUAACCUGGCUCCAAAACCGCUACACCCGGUUCUCAACCCACCAAGCCGAAGAAUUCAACACAGCCUCCCGCUCCGUCAAACCAGGCCUAAUCAGCGCCGGCAUCGUCUCAUCCUGGACAUGGUCCGCCACACUCCUAACAAGUUCAACAUUCGCCUACGAAUAUGGCGUCUGCGGACCGAUGUGGUACGCCGCAAUGGGAACACUCCAGAUUCUGCUAUUCAGCUUGAUCGCGAUUAAAAUCAAGACGAAUGCCCCCGGUGCGCAUACGAUGCCGGAAAUUGUGCUGGCGCGACAUGGGAAGAUUGCUCAUUUGACAUAUUUGUAUUACGGGCUGGCGACUAAUAUGCUUGUCGGUGCUUGUUUAGUUCUCGGUGGUGCACAGGUUGUUGAGGCAUUGACGGGGAUGAAUGUUUAUGCAGCGACGUUUCUUAUUCCUGCCGUUGUGGUGGCGUAUGUUAUUGCGGGUGGAUUGCGGUCGACCUUCAUUGCUGAUUAUACCCAUACCGUGAUUCUAUUCAUUGUGAUUUUGGUAUUUGGCUUUUUGAUUACUGCUACCAGUGAUUUGGUUGGUAGUCCCGGCAAGUUGUACGAUCUUCUGCAAGCGGCCUCGAAGACGAUGCCCAUCGACGGCAACACCGAAGGUUCGCAUUUGGCGUUUCGCUCCGUGGGAGGAUUGAUAUUUGCCUUUGACUUGUUUGUAGCUGGGUUCUCUACUGUCUGGUUGGAUCAGGCUUAUUGGCAGAGAGCUAUUGCCUCGAAGCCGGAGACUUCAGUGAAGGCGUAUAUCCUCGGUGGCAUUGCGUGGUAUGGCAUUCCAUUCGGAUUCGCGACAGUCAUGGGCCUGGGCUGUGUAGCUCUUACAGGAGACCCGAGAUUCCCUACAUACCCAAACCCACUAUCCACCGAACAAGUUAGCGCAGGGUUGUCUGCACCAGCAACAGCCGUUGCACUCCUCGGAAAAGGCGGCGCAGUAUUGAUGCUGAUCCUUUUGUUCAUGGCUGUGACUAGCUCAACCUCUGCAGAGCUGAUUGCAGUCUCAUCGCUGUUGACCUUUGACGUGUACAAGACAUACUAUCGUCCCACGACUACCUCGACCGAUCUGGUCAGGGUGAGCCAUUGGGCGAUCGUAGUAUACGGACUAGUCCUCGCCGCGUUCUGCUGUGUCCUAAAUGCAGUCGGUAUCAGCUUGACCUGGGUAUUGACUGUGCUGGGUGUGAUCGUGGGCGGUGCCGCUCUGCCCGUCGGGAUGAUUCUCUUGUGGAAACCCAUGUCGACCGUUGCAGCCAUUGGCGCGCCCUGGAUUGGCUUCCUAUGCGGUGUCAUCGUCUGGUUCAUCACGGCAUGGAAGCGUAAUGGGGCAAUUACCGUCGCCAGUACUGGAGACACAACCAAUGCUCUGGCUGGGAAUAUUGCGUCGUUCGGAGUCGGGUUCAUCAUGGCCGUCGUGUUGAGCUAUGCAUUCCCCAAAAACCAUAUAUCUCCAGAGAUGAACGCGAUCACUGGUAUUGCAGCAAGCACCGAAUCUCACACGCCAACCCAGGACCAGACCCCUCCGACCGAGGAAAAGGAGAAGACAACCCCAGAGCCAGUAUCCGACGAGAUUAUGCAAUCGCAACCAGUACCGACUUCGAGAAAUGAAUUAAUCGACUAUCUCGAAUCCAGCACAAUCGAGCCCAUGGACCCCGAGCUCGCGCGAAAAGGCACACGUAUCGCCAUAAUCGCCAACAUAAUAUUCUUCUUCGGUGCUGUCAUCCUAGUACCCUUUACAUUAUUCGGCACCAGCUAUGUAUACAGCAAGUCCUUCUUCACAGGCUGGGUGGUGGUAUCUUUUAUCUGGAUCUGGACGAGUGUGAUGAUUUGCGUCGUUUAUCCCGUGGUGGAAAGUAUGGGGGCAUUGCGGAGCAUUGUGGGUGGUCUGUGGGGCGAUGUGAAGGCUGUGCUGGGCCGUCGCAAGGAGAAAGUGGCCGUUAUUCGCGACGCGGCAUGA
Messenger RNA from Penicillium cataractarum, 2079 nucleotides. RefSeq names its product sodium:solute symporter family protein. Gene Ontology annotation, cellular component: plasma membrane. The record is from RefSeq and is a predicted model, not a curated record. Bases 1 to 2079 code for a protein of 692 amino acids. The transcript has 3 exons. Lineage: Eukaryota; Fungi; Ascomycota; Eurotiomycetes; Eurotiales; Aspergillaceae. Gene Ontology annotation, biological process: urea transmembrane transport. Gene Ontology annotation, molecular function: urea transmembrane transporter activity.